AUGUUUCCCGGACUCGGCACGUGGGACGAAACGACGGCCUUUGGAUUCGUUCUCCGCGAAAACGACGUAGAGUGGCUCAGAAUUGGAAUCGUACGGGAUAGUGGGGACAAUGUUCGUGGUGUUCCCCGAGAAUGGGUUGACUUCCACUGGAUCUCUGACGAGUCUUGGGUUUCUCCACCGGUGGUGGAUCAGGGCAGUUCACAAUCCGAGCAGGUUCCUCGCAUAGUUGGACAAGUCGACAGGGUACGGGACGCCACCAAUGAGACUAACAAGAGUCAAUUUGCGAGCCGACCAUCACCAACGGUAAUGAUUAGCCAAAUAUGUUCGUGGAUGUCUGUGUGCCAAUCCAGUCACAGCACAUGCCGGCUUCCUAAAGAACUGUCAAGUGUCCCCACGCGUCUUAUCGAAACGGAUCUGGGUGACGGCACUUUGGACGUUGCCUUACGGGAGAACAUUGCCGCGCCCGAGCCAUACAUAGCUCUGAGCUACUGCUGGGGUCGCUCCCUUCCACUGCGAACCCUUCCUUGCAACUUGGAAAGCCACAAGACUCGAAUUACUUGGAGUGCCUUGCCGGUCUUGUUUCGUGACGUGGUGUUAAUUGCGCGGCUUCUACGGGUGCGGUACGUAUGGAUUGAUGCGCUCUGCAUCAUCCAGAAGGAUAGUAGUGAUUGGACCACAGAAGGGGCAAGCAUGGCAGCUUAUUACGGAAACGCCUUGUUGACCGUUGCGGCCGACGCCUCAGUUGAGACGACUUGCACAAGUCUUCCACGAUCUGUACGCCAGCCUACAGUGCUCGCCGUAGCAGAUACAUCGACAAAGGUCAAGGUUUCGAAAGUCCCGGUACAUGUCAGCAUGAAAAGCGUCCGGUUCGACAAGAACCCACCGUCAUGCAUGCCUCUGUUCUCCCGUGCAUGGGCAUUUCAAGAGCGACUGAUGUCAGCGAGAAUAUUGCACCUUGGACCAGAAGAAAUGGUUUGGGAGUGCUCUUCUCAGCUGUGGUGCGAAUGUGGCAUGCCGCCGGACAUUUGGAACGGGAGGCCAGAACCGUCCAUCGAGCCUUUCCGUGCUUCUCACCACAAUGCGUUGGCCAGUGGUACAAAUCUCGCAGCAUACUGGCAUGAUCUUCUUGAGAUGUAUCUCAUUCGCCAUAUGGCUUAUAGCACGGAUAAACUGAAGGCAAUCAUGGGGUUGGCGGAGCAGAUCAACAACAGCCAAGAUACAAAAUCGCAGGCCCUGGGCAGCUACGUCCUAGGGCUAUGGUCGUCAAUCUUACAGCAUUCUUUGCUAUGGUCCAACCUUACUCGAGGUUGUUCUCGCAACGGAAAGUUUCCAAGCUGGUCUUGGGCCUCGAUUGACGGAACUUGGCUGUACCAGCGGCCGCCGCGAGUAUCUCAAUUUGUCCCGAAAGCAACAAUCAUUAAGAGGCCACCAGAGUUGUGGGAUGUGGAUGAAAGGGUAACUUGCCGCUAUGAGUUGGUUAUAUCUGGCCUCGCUGUUAAUGCUGUCCUUGUCGCUUCCGAUUCCUUCCCCGCUCAAGGCUUGGUCCAAUGGACGCUGUGCACUGGAUACUCAUCUGACGGCGACAUGGAACUCACGGUCGACCUCGACAUUGAAACCCAACAUUACGGAGAAGGGUGGGACCCGGCAGUGCUGUGUUUACAGCUAGGCGUUUCGGACAUUUACUCAAAGAGGAGAGCCUGGGGUCUUGUGUUACGAGCGACAAAGGAUAAUGGUACAGUAUUUGAACGAGUCGGCGUCAUGACUGCUUCAGAAGAGUGGUAUAACGUAGGCGCCCAGAAAAGGGACGUAGUGGUUUAUUAA
Molecule: messenger RNA, 1821 nt
Organism: Ilyonectria robusta
Lineage: Eukaryota; Fungi; Ascomycota; Sordariomycetes; Hypocreales; Nectriaceae
Product: heterokaryon incompatibility protein-domain-containing protein
Exons: 2
Coding region: 1-1821 (606 amino acids)
Source: RefSeq, a predicted model, not a curated record